UCUCUGAUGCUGGAGGCGGGCCUUGGGGUCGCGGUCGGCGCCACCGCCUCUUUGGGCCAGGCCGACUCACGUGACUGACGCGGGCUCCGGAGCGGCGGGCCGCAUUGAGGAAGCAGCGGCGGCAGCAGAGGCGGCGGCUGUCGCUGGAAGGUAGCGGCCUGGCGAGGGACCGGCGGCUGCCCUCUCCGACCGCCGCGGCGCAAGAGAAAAAUGGCGGAGGCCUCGGCGGCCGGGACGGGCUCUGGCGCCGCCGUCGCCGCGCACCGGUUUUUCUGCCACUUUUGCAAGGGCGAGGUCAGCCCCAAACUGCCGGAAUAUAUUUGUCCCAGAUGUGAAUCAGGCUUUAUUGAAGAAGUGACAGAUGAUUCCAGUUUUUUAGGUGGUGGUGGCAGCCGAAUGGACAGUAGCACAUCAACACAUUUUGCAGAAUUCUGGCGCAAUUUGGACCACACGAUGAUUAUACAAGAUUUUAGACCAUUUCUAAGUAGCAAUCCACUGGACCAAGAUAAUAGAGCCAAUGAGAGAGGUCACCAAACUCAUACUGAUUUCUGGGGACCAAGUCGACCUCCACGGCUGCCAAUGACUCGGAGAUACAGAUCGCAAGGAAGUACUCGUCCUGAUAGAUCCCCAGCUAUUGAAGGAAUAAUACAACAGAUAUUUGCAGGGUUCUUUGCAAAUUCUGCAGUUUCUGGUGGAUCCCCACACCCUUUUACCUGGAGCGGGAUGCUGCACUCCAACCCUGGGGACUAUGCCUGGGGUCAAACAGGGCUUGAUGCCAUUGUAACCCAGCUUUUAGGACAGCUGGAAAACACUGGGCCUCCCCCAGCCGACAAAGAAAAGAUCACAUCUCUUCCAACAGUGACAGUGACUCAGGAACAAGUUGAUAUGGGUUUAGAGUGUCCAGUAUGCAAAGAAGAUUACACAGUUGAAGAGGAAGUCCGGCAGCUACCCUGCAACCACUUCUUUCACAGCAGUUGUAUUGUGCCGUGGUUGGAACUGCAUGAUACAUGUCCUAUAUGUAGGAAGAGCUUAAAUGGUGAGGACUCUACUUGGCAAACCCAGAACUCUGAGGCCUCUGCAAGCAACAGAUUUAGCAGUGACAACCAGCUACAUGACCAAUGGACUUUCUGAAGCUAAAGACCACUUCUGAGCCAGGGCUGUGGUAGUCUUCUUACCACAGCUGUGAAUUGUAUCAAAACAAAAAAAUAGUAGGUGGAUUUAGGAAUCGUGUAAGAAACCCCAACCCAUAAUAUUAAUGCAGAGUGUUUUCUUUCAAUUUAAAGUUAGCAUCAAUAGAUGGAAUUGUAUCCACAACCAAAUGCCUCUUAUUCCUGAAUUCAGAGUGAUAAUUUUAUAAAUGUGAAACUUAAUUAUGUGGGUUUCCUCCUGCCAGAAUAGAAUUAGUUCCUUAAAGUCUAGCUAGGGUUCUGCUCUUUGUCAUGUUACCUUGUAAUGGAUGUUUUCACCUCCUUGUCCAGCCUCCACCCUACCAUUAGUGUAUGUUACAGUAAACAGUGGAACCAGAGCCCUAAAAUCCUACUGAUGUAAAGUCCUUCUGUUUUAAUUGUA
Molecule: messenger RNA, 1569 nt
Organism: Molossus molossus (Pallas's mastiff bat)
Lineage: Eukaryota; Metazoa; Chordata; Mammalia; Chiroptera; Molossidae
Gene: RNF115
Product: ring finger protein 115
Exons: 9
Coding region: 211-1131 (306 amino acids)
Biological process (GO): positive regulation of DNA-templated transcription; ubiquitin-dependent protein catabolic process; protein ubiquitination
Cellular component (GO): cytoplasm; nucleoplasm
Molecular function (GO): ubiquitin protein ligase activity
Source: RefSeq, a predicted model, not a curated record